GGUCACUUUCAAAUGUUGCCUUGAGGAAUAUAUAAGACCUGUGAACGGCAGACGCAAAGACGGAGACCACAGCAAUCACCUCUGAGCGCUUGUGAGCAGAACGUGAAGAAACAGAAAUGUCUGGAGCUGCCGUGUCCGUGGGCCUGCUUUUCCUCCUGUCCGUUUGUUCGGCGUGUUACAUCUCCAACUGCCCCAUCGGUGGAAAGAGGUCCAUCAUGGAUGCUCCUCUCCGAAAGUGUAUGUCUUGUGGCCCCGGAGACCGGGGCCGCUGCUACGGCCCCAGCAUCUGCUGCGGGGAGGGCAUCGGCUGCCUCAUGGGUUCCCCCGAGUCGGCACACUGCGUGGAGGAGAACUACCUGCUCACCCCCUGUCAGGCUGGAGGGAGAGCCUGUGGCUCAGAGGGAGGACGCUGCGCCGCUGCAGGACUUUGCUGCGAUGCAGAAAGCUGCACUGCAGAUCAGGCAUGCCUCCCUGAGGACGACGGAGAUGACCAAAGCAGCCAGUUCGAAGGCGGUGACCCCACCGACAUCAUCCUCAGGCUCUUGCAUCUGGCCCGCCACACUUCUCACCGAACCCACCAAUGAGCGCCUCUGCUACCCAAAGGUCUCUCUGCAAGGACAAUGGGACUUGUAGUUCCUGCUGUAUAGCUGUGUUUCCAUGUCUGUCACCACAUUUUGUGCUUCAGUAGAGUGCCUUUGUCAAUAUAUUUUUGAGUAUGAAAACAGGGAUGAAUACAGAGAGGUCAUCCAGAGUUCUGCAUGCUGAAAUAAAGUUUGGAGAAAGUAUAA
Molecule: messenger RNA, 788 nt
Organism: Xiphophorus hellerii (green swordtail)
Lineage: Eukaryota; Metazoa; Chordata; Actinopteri; Cyprinodontiformes; Poeciliidae
Product: isotocin-neurophysin IT 1-like
Exons: 4
Coding region: 117-584 (155 amino acids)
Cellular component (GO): secretory granule; extracellular region
Molecular function (GO): neurohypophyseal hormone activity
Source: RefSeq, a predicted model, not a curated record